UAAAGAACGGUGCAGAAGGGGCUGCCAAUAAUAAGAUAAACGCCCCACCUGCAGCUGUCGCUGAAACGAACGUUUCUAAAGUUGAAAAACAAACUGCUGCAGUUUCUGCUAAAACCAACUCAACGAUUCAUGCUCGUGCUACCGCUAAUACUGCUGCCACUAUGUUGACUAUAGUGGACACUACUGCGAACGCUGGACCAACAACAACAACUGUCUCUUCAGUAACAAGAUCUGAGAAAGCCAAUAACGACGAUGCUGUGGUAACGACCAGUUCAGUAUCAGCAAAACCACCAACUGAGAAAUUUCUCUAGCAGAAAGAGCACGGCUCGACUGCCGGCUCGGAUCAUACGGUACUGACGUGCAACUCCACGAAUAUCAACGGCAACAACAACAACAAUAAUAAUAAAUUAAAAAAGCAACUGGAAUGUAAAUCGACACAACAACCAAGUCAAUAUUUGAAUGUGGAUUCUAAUUUAACGUUGGUGGUUAGUAAAAAGCAAAAUUCCUCAUCCCUUAACAAGAAACAAUCAAGCAAUCUUGACGUCAUCAAUCUUGAAGAUCAUCAUCAGUACGCUGUAGCACCAACGUUGCCAGCUCACUCACCGCAUUCACCAGUACACAUUAAUCUUGAUGCACUAGAGCCACAAAACCAAUCACUACCGAAUCAACAACAAAAUCAACAACAACAGAAGCAGCAACAACAACAACAGCAACCGUCAAAUAAGCUGUCCGCUCGCUAUAUUAAUAAUAAUAAAACCUCGUUAGAGUACUCGUCGAGAAAGAGUGCCAAUAAAAAAAUCAAGACGGGAGAAGAUUCAAUUCACAAACAGCAUGAAGAGCAUAAAACAAUAGCAUCACAUGAUAUUGAAAAAACGUCCGGCCCUAGAGGGGCAACAUCGUCACCAUCAUCGUCAUCGAAAUUAAUUUGUAGUUGUGAGAAACUUUUCAACAUUGAGCCAAAAUUAACAACUGUCGUAGUUAAAGACCGGAUGUCGGGAAUGCGCGACUCGAAACAACGUGCCCAACCAAACACAAACGCUACAACAAAACGCUUAAUAUUAACGCGUAAUGCGGCCACAAGUCCAAAUUUGGAUUUAAGAAAAUUGAACAUUUUGACCUUAACCGCCUCGACAAAUGGUCAAAAAAACAAAUCGAAGGAGAAAGGACAGGAACAAAACCCACGUUCUGAGAAGAGUGAGUGCUUAAAGAAUUCACUUGAAAAGUCUAACUCAUUGGGAGAAAGCAAGAAACCUAAGCAGUUACGUACCACUAGGUCGUUAUCGCCGAGACCACCAAUGCGCCAUCAACAUGCCAUUAUUGUAUCAGAAGUUAACGACACUGAAGAACAUGAACUGAAAACAUCCAUUACCACCACAAUCACCACCGGCCGCACAGAAAUCGAUAAUGAGUUCAACGUAAACUCGCCGCAUAUAUAUCGUGAACAAAUGAUAUUGCGCCACCGAAAGGUGCAGAAUGCUUGUAGAUCUGAACAAUCGUCGCCGAACGUCAUUGAAGGAUCUAACCUUAAAUUUGCCUACCGAGAACAAACCAACCGUAGUACUGGUUGUCUUGUGUAUAUACCCUCAGAUCCUUGGUUGAAAAUGAAUGAUAACAUCAAAAGACCUCUUAUUUUAUCUAAGACGAUUAAUCAAACUCUUCCUGAAAACACUUUAGAUCCUUGGGUAAAACGUAAUGAUACACCGUUAGGGCGCACACCAAAACAGGAACUAUUUCGUCAAGCAAAAUCCUUCUCUGCUACUCGAUUCGAAGUUGAGCCGACAGGAACGGGUAGCAAGGUUCAGUCAACUACAAAUCAACAUAGAUCUCUUAUGCGUUCAUCAAAAGAAAAGUAUACAUCAAUAAGCGAUAUAUAUAAACCUUUACAAUCAGCACCUUCUUCUCCUCACUUUCUUUGCGCCCCCGACAAUCCAUUCUCCUCAGUUUACUCACUCAAUACACCAUACGGCAAUGAAAAACAGCAAAUAGAACAAUUACAACAGGAAACGGACAAUACACCAAUACGUUCUUCAAGUUUUUCACCAGGUCGUGUUAAAGAUUGUCUUAAUCCAUUUCUAGAUGUAGCAAAUGUACCGAAUUCACCGCCGCCUCUUAUAUCUGUGGCUGCCGAAUAUUCCAAUGCAAAAAAUCAAAAAUUGCAAAAUGAAAUCUGUACUCAAAGCAAUCAUAGUUUUUUAAAUAUAUGUAAUCCAAACUUACUACAGGCCCGUCACAGUUUCUCCUCAAGUCCCGAAAAGAAAGUCGAAGAAGAAUUGCAACUCAAUAUACGACGUCUAUCCGAUCAAAUGCGUCGUAAAGCUGGAUUACCUUGUAGCAAUUUAAAAACUAUUAAUAAACCUUUCUCAAGUGAUCGUAACGUAAAUAGUAGUCAAGACGGUGGUGAGAACGUUUACAGAGAACGCGAGAAUGGAUCUCCAAUUCCCAUAACGAAUAAGCCGAUAUACAGGGCAGAUUUUUCCGAUUAUUUGGAGCAAUUCCGUUGCAGUGAAGCGAAAAAAGCUGCUUCCGCUGCUGCACUUAAAGAAAAUAAAAUCAUGUGGUCGAAAACGGACGCAAUGACUCCAAUAAUGCCACCACCAGAAGUCUCCGAAUCAAAGGACUCUCUAUUGGAAACAACUUGUUAAAGAAAACAAAUAUUAGAUAGACAGAUAGAGAGAGGGAGAGAGAGAGAAAAUCUUCGUAAACGAAUAGCAUUUUAUGAAGAACUUUCCACGUAUAUCAAUCAGCAAGCGCUGCGUUUAGAAACAAGAAAUACUUAGCUCAACAACCAUCCAUUGCUAACAAAUUACUUUACUGAGAAUGCUCUAUAUAAGUAUGUGUGUGUAUGUUUGUGUGUUUAAGUAAUUUUUUUUAACUAAAUAUUGCAUUUAAAAAAAUAUAUAAAAUAAAAAGAAAAAAAUAUAUUAUAGAUAACAGUUAAAGGAAAAUCCAAAACAAUUUUGUUAUGUCAAUCAAAGGACGAAAGGCAAAAUAAAAUCCAUUUCAAAAUUUCUUGUAUACAUAUAGUUGCACACAGAUAAGUUUAUUUUUAAACAAUUCUCUUAUAUAUGUUUAUAUAUAUAAAAUAGAUGCAUACAGUUUUAGAAGUAAACUAAAACAAGAAGAAAAGAAAGAAAUUCACAUACAUAAAUAAUUAUAAUCAAUAUUAUUAUUAUUAUAUCCUUAAUUCGUACAUACGUACUAUAAUUAUAAAGUGUCGUAAAGAGGAGAAAAUUGCAAAAUUAUAAUUAAUUAUGUUGUAAUAAAUACAAGUUUAUAAUUUACAUGUAUCCAUAU
Messenger RNA from Glossina fuscipes, 3294 nucleotides. RefSeq names its product alpha/beta hydrolase domain-containing protein 17B. The record is from RefSeq and is a predicted model, not a curated record. The coding region runs from base 990 to 2642 and encodes 550 amino acids. Gene Ontology annotation, cellular component: plasma membrane; endosome membrane. The transcript is spliced from 2 exons. NCBI's taxonomy places the organism in Eukaryota, Metazoa, Arthropoda, Insecta, Diptera, Glossinidae. Gene Ontology annotation, biological process: protein depalmitoylation. Gene Ontology annotation, molecular function: palmitoyl-(protein) hydrolase activity.